Molecule: messenger RNA, 26267 nt
Organism: Coregonus sp. 'balchen'
Lineage: Eukaryota; Metazoa; Chordata; Actinopteri; Salmoniformes; Salmonidae
Source: the annotation of a GenBank genome assembly
AGGGGGAAGUAGUUCAUUGGCUAGCCUGCUCUCUCUAUGCAGCCUGCAGAAAGGGCUCCACGCCCACUGUGGGUAAGGGAGUGAUGGAAGGCAACUGUGUGUCCCUGACUCGAAUACUCAGGACGUCGAAACUGAGGUCAGUAAUGAGAGGCUUGGUCCCCAAACCUCCCACAUCGUGUCUACAGCGCCUUCAGAAAGUAUUCACACCCCUUGACUUUUUCCACUUUUUGUUAUGUUACAGCCUGAAUUUUAAAUGAUUUAAGUUGAGACUUUUUUUCACUGGCCUACACACAAUACCCCAUAAUGUCAAAGUGGAAUUAGUAUGUAUUUUUAUUUCUUCAUUUUAUUAUUAAUAAAACAAUUAUUCAACCCCUUUGUUAUGGCAAGCCUAAAUAAGUUCAGGGGUAAACAUUAUCUUAAGUCAUAUAAGUUGCACGGACUCACUCUGUGUGCAAUAAUAGUGUUUAGCAUAAUUUUUGAAUGACUACCUUAUCUCUGUACCCCACACAUAAAAUUAUCUGUAAGGUCCCUUGAGUCGAGCAGGGAAUUUCAAACACAGAUCAACCACAAAGACCAGGGAGGUUUUCCAAUGCCUCGCAAAUAAGGACACCUAUUGGUAGAUGGGUAGAAAAAAAAUAAAAGACAUUCAAUAUCCUUUUGAGCAUGGCGAAAUUGUUAAUUACACUUUGGAUGGUGUAUCAAUACACCCAGUCACUACAAAGAUACAGGCAUCCUUCCUAACUCAGUUGUCGGAGAGGAAGGAAACCGCUCAGGGAUUUCACAAUGAGGCCAAUGGUGACUUUAAAACAGUUACAGAGUUUAAUGGCUGUGAUAGGAGAAAACUGAUGGAUCAACAACAUUGUAGUAACUCCACAAUCCUAACAUAAUUGACAGUGAAAAGAAGGAAGCCUGUACAUAAUACCAAUAUUCCAGAACUUGCAUCCUGUUUGCAACAAGGCACUAAAGUAAUACUGCAAAAUGUGGGAAAGCAAUUACCUUUUUGUCCUGAAUACAAAGUGUUAUGUUUGGGUCAAAUUUAAUACAACACAUGACUGAGUACCACUCUCCAUAUUUUCAAGCAUAGUGGUGGCUGCGUCAUGUUAUGGGUAUGCUAGUAAUCCAUGUGUGCAAAGCUAUUAGGGACUUAGCCAGAAAGACUCACAGCUGUAAUCACUGCCAAAGGUGAUUCUAACCAGUAUUGACUUGGGGGUGUACAUACAGUGGGGAGAACAAGUAUUUGAUACACUGCCAAUUUUGCAGGUUUUCCUACUUACAAUGCAUGUAGAGGUCUGUAUUUUUAUCAUAGGUGCACUUCAACUGUGAGAGACAGAAUCUAAAACAAAAACCCAGAAAAUUACAUUUGUAUGAUUUUUAAGUAAUUAAUUUGCAUUUUAUUGCAUGACAUAAGUAUUUGAUCACCUACCAACCAGUAAGAAUUAUGGCUCUCACAGACCUGUUAGUUUUUCUUUAAGCCCUCCUGUUCUCCACUCAUUACCUGUAUUAACUGCACCUGUUUGAACUCGUUACCUGUAUAAAAGACACCUGUCCACACACUCAAUCAAACCGACUCCAACCUCUCCACAAUGGCCAAGGCCAGACAGCUGUGUAAGGACAUCAGGGAUAAAAUUGUAGACCUGCACAAGGCUGGGAUGGGCUACAGGACAAUAGGCAAGCAGCUUGGUGAGAAGGCAACAACUGUUGGCGCAAUUAUUAGAAAAUGGAAGAAGUUCAAGAUGACGGUCAAUCACCCUCGGUCUGGGGCUCCAUGCAAGAUCUCACCUCGUGGGGCAUCAAUGAUCAUGAGGAAGGUGAGGGAUCAGCCCAGAACUACACGGCAGGACCUGGUCAAUGACCUGAAGAGAGCUGGGACCACAGUCUCAAAGAAAACCAUUAGUAACACACUACGCCGUUAUGGAUUAAAAUCCUGCAGCACACGCAAGGUCCCCCUGCUCAAGCCAGCGCAUGUCCAGGCCCGUCUGAAGUUUGCCAAUGACCAUCUGGAUGAUCCAGAGGAGGAAUGGGAGAAGAUCAUGUGGUCUGAUGAGACAAAAAUAGAGCUUUUUGGUCUAAACUCCACUCGCGUGUUUGGAGGAAGAAAAAGGAUGAGUACAACCCCAAGAACACCAUCCCAACCGUGAAGCAUGGAGGUGGAAACAUCAUUCUUUUGGGGAUGCUUUUCUGCAAAGGGGACAGGACGACUGCACCGUAUUGAGGGGAGGAUGGAUGGGGCCAUGUAUCGCGAGAUCUUGGCCAACAACCUCCUUCCCUCAGUAAGAGCAUUGAAUAUGGGUCGUGGCUGGGUCUUCCAGCAUGACAACGACAGCCAGGGCAACUAAGGAGUGGCUCCGUAAGAAGCAUCUCACGGUCCUGGAGUGGCCUAGCCAGUCUCCAGAUCUGAACCCAAUAGAACAUCUUUGGAGGGAGCUGAAAGUCCGUAUAUUGCCCAUCGACAGCCCCGAAACCUGAAGGAUCUGGAGAAGGUCUGUAUGGAGGAGUGGGCCAAAAUCCCUGCUGCAGUGUGUGCAAACCUGGUCAAGACCUACAGGAAACGUAUGAUCUCUGUAAUUGCAAACAAAGGUUUCUGUACCAAAUAUUAAGUUCUGCUUUUCUGAUGUAUCAAAUACUUAUGUGGUCCUCUGUAGCUCAGCUGGUAGAGCACGGCGCUUGUAACGCCAAGGUAGUGGGUUCGAUCCCCGGGACCACCCAUACACAAAAAUGUAUGCACGCACGACUGUAAGUCGCUUUGGAUAAAAGCGUCUGCUAAAUGGCAUAUUAUAUUAUAUUAUAUUAUUAUUAUGUCAUGCAAUAAAAUGCAAAUUAAUUACUUAAAAAUCAUACAAUGUGAUUUUCUGGAUUUUUGUCUCUCACAGUUGAAGUGUACCUAUGAUAAAAAUUACAGACCUCUACAUGCUUUGUAAGUAGGAAAACCUGCAAAAUCGGCAGUGUAUCAAAUACUUGUUCUCCCCACUGUACGUACAGUUCCAGUCAAAUGUUUGGACACACCUACUCAUCCAAGGGUUUUCUUUAUUUUUACAAUUUUUUUACAUUGUAGAAUAAUAGUGAAGACAUCAAAACUAUGAAAUAACACAUGUAAUCAUGUAGUAACCAAGUGUUAAACAAAUCUAAAUAUAUUUUGUAUUUGAGAUUCUUCGAAGUAGCCACCCUUUGCCUUGAUGACAGCUUCGUUCACUCUUGGCAUUCUCUCAACCAGCUUCAUGAGGUAGUCACUUGGAAUGCAUUUCAAUUAGCACGUGUGCCUUGUUAAUUUGUGGAAUUUCUUUCUUUCCUUAAUGCGUUUGAGCCAAUCAGUUUUGUUGUGACAAAGGAAGGGUGGUAUACAGAAGAAAGCCCUAUUUGGUAAAAGACCAAGUCCAUAUUAUGGCAAGAACAGCUCAAAUAAGCAAAGAUGAAUGAUAGUCCAUCAUUACUUUAAGACAUGAAGGUCAGUCAAAACGGAACAUUUCAAGAACUUUGAAAGUUUCUUCAAGUGCAGUCGCAAAAACCAUCAAGCGCUAUGAUGAAACUGUCUCUCAUGAGGACCGCCACAGGAAAGGAAGACCCAGAGUUACCUCUGCUGCAGAGGAGAAGUUCAUUAGUGUUACCAGCCUCAGAAAUUGCAGCCCAAAUAAAUGCUUCACAGAGUUCAAGUAACAGACAUCUCAACAUCAACUGUUCCGAGGAGACUGCGUGAAUCAGGCCUUCAUGGUCAAAUUGCUGCAAAGAAACCACUACUAAAGGACACCAAUAAGAAGAGACUUGCUUGGGCCAAGAAACAUGAGCAAUGGACAUUAAACUGGUGGAUAACUGUCCUUUGGUCUGAUGAGUCCAAAUUUGUGGAUUUUGGACGCCAACCACCGUGUCUUUGUGAGACGCAGACUAGGUGGAGGGAUGAUAUCCGCAUAUGUGGAUCCCACCGUGAAGCAUGGAGGAGGAGGUGUGAUGGUGUGGUGGUGCUUUGCUGGUGACACUGUCUGUGACUUAUUUAGAAUUCAAGGCAAACUUAACAAGCAUGGCUACCGCAGCGAUAUGCCAUCCCACCUGGUUUGCGCUUAGUGGGACUAUCAUUCGUUUUUCAACAGGACAAUGACCCAAAACACACCUCCAGGCUGUGUAAGGGCUAUUUGACCAAGGAGAGUAAUGGAGUGCUGCAUCAGAUGAUCUGGCCUCCACAAUCACUCGACCUCAACCCAAUUGAGGUGGUUUGGGAUGAGUUGGACCGCAGAGUGAAGGAAAAGCAGCCAACAAGUGCUCAGCAUAUGUGAGAACCCCUUCAAGACUGUUGGAAAAUCAUUCCUCAUGAAGCUGGUUGAGAGAAUGCCAAGAGCGUACAAAGCUGUCAUCAAGGCAAAGGGUUGCUACUUUGAAGAGUCUCAAAUAUAUUUUAAUUUGUUUAAUGUUUUUUUUGGUUACUACAUGAUUCCAUAUGUGCUAUUUGAUAGUUUUAAUAUCUUCACUAAAUAGUAAAAAUAAAGGAAAACCCUUGAAUGAGUAGGUUUGUCCAAACUUUUUACUGGUGCUGUAUAUAGAUAUUUUUGUAUUUAGUUUUCAAUACAUUUGCAAAAAUUUUUUAACAUUUUCGCUUGGUUAUUGUGUUUAGAUUGGUGAGAAACCCCACAAUGUAAUCCAUUUUGAAUUCAGGCUUUAACACAAAAUAUGUAAUAAGUCAAGGGUAUGAAUACUUUCUGAUGGCACUGUUUAUGUGCACUAUAUGAUUCUUUCCAUAACUCAUAAGUUAAUGUCAUUUAUUUUCAUACAUUGGUUUCAGUUUGAUUCAGUUCUUCAACAAGAUGAAGAAAUGGUCGGAUAUGUCCAACUUAUCUCAGGAAUUUCGGAAUCGCAUGGGCCGCCUGGAGAGAACCUUUGAAGUGUCAACUGUGAUCUUUCGGAAGUUUGAGCCCAUAUUCAUGGACAUGUUCCAGGAUCCUCAAGGGGAGCCCCCACGACAGCCUAGAAGCAGAAAACACAGGUAUAGGCCUACACAUUCUCUCUCUCUAGCCCCAUUUCUUUGUCUGCCUCGAUCUCUCUCUCUCUUUGUCUGUGUCUCUUUGUCUGUGUCUCUUUGUCUGUGUCUCUUUGUCUGUGUCUCUGUCUCGCAGUCUCUGUCUGUCUCUCUCUGCCUGUGUAUGUCUCGGUCUCUCUCUCUCUCUCUCUCUCUCUCUCUCUCUCUCUGUCUAUCUGCCUCUGUCUUACUGACUCGCUCUGUCUUUCUGACACCUGUCUGAGUGGACUGAUCCAUUGUGGAGGCUGUGGGGAUGGCACAGUCCAUCAGUGUAAGACGUGCUACUAAAAUUGUAUAUGGUUAUAUUACAUAAGAACAGUGGUGCAACACUAAUAAAAAUAUGAUUUAAUUUAUAACUGCGCUUUCUCCCGCGUUGGAUAGUGGUCGCUGUCCGCGGUUCUGAAACGCAUCAGUGCGCUGUUGAAUUGGCACCUUUUCCUAGACCAUGUUGCUAUGUGCAUAAUAGCAAAGUUAACCAGCAUAUUGGUGUUGAGAACAAUGCGGCAGAGGCAGCAGCGGAAUGAGGAGAUGAGAAAACAGCCCUUGCCUUAUUGUCUAAGAAAAGUGAGGAAACCAGAAAUUAGGUCUAUAAUCAAUAGCCUAACUGUUAAACGUGCCUGGAUUUAUAAAUCGUCAAUAUAUCUACAGAACUAAGACGGAUCCUGCUUCUGUUGCCUGUUUGAGUGUUUGUUUAAUAGCCUAUUGAUUCCGUGAGCACCAAGCCUCACGCAAUGACAUGUCAAGUAAACAAUUCGGCUGUUUUUAACCGUUACUUUGCUGUAAUAAAGUCUUUAAACUUUGUUUCUGUUAGAACAGCCUCUUUGGUAUUAUUUAUCAUUUAUUUCGUGUUUACACUGUUUCAAAUAUAUUAAUAAUAAUACUCAUUUUUCUUGAUCUCAUUAUUGUUACUAUUAUUAUUAUUAUGAUCAUAAGUAAUGUCAUCAUUAGUAGGCUUAGUAUAGCAGCCUUGUAUAACCACCAUUGAGCUGUAGGCCUAAGAGCCCAUCCUGUUUAGUCUUAAUACCGUAACUUACAUAGGCCUAUAUUUAAAUACUUAUAUAGGCUACUGUAUCAAUCAAUAAUUCAUUAGUUCAUGUCACAGCAUACGAGUCAUUCAUGAUUUGAAAUGGAAUCAAGCAUUUUAGUUUUAAAAUAAAGCGAGCGUUGAAUAAUUAGCUUAAACAAUAAAUAAAUCGUUCCAUUUCGGGAAAUUGCAUUCACGAAUGAAUGCGACUGUUUUUAGUCUUUGCUGUAAUAAAGGCAUAGAAAAAAACUAUACAACAGACUCUCUGGUACACUUAUAAUUUAUUUAGUGUUUACAUUGUUCCAAACGGUCAGACAAAUUAUGUUGUAAUCUAUACAGCACCUGUUUGGCACACAUAAUAUGCACACAGCACUUGAUCCUUACCAUAUUUUUCUUUAUCUCCAUUAUUUUCCACAACUAGUCAAAUUGAUUCCACAUAUCGGACUUUCCCUUUACCUCCUGAGCAACCAGUAAACAUUCCCCGUUUCAAGUUUAUUUGUCACGUCCUCUGCAUCUACUUUGCUGUCAUGUGUUACGGUGUUCAGAGUUUGUUAUAACCAAUUUAUUGAUGUGAUUAUGAUAUGCUAUAGGUCCUAUUGUGCCCUAUUCACAUUUAGUUUUACUGGGGGAAGUCGGGGAAUGUAAUUAUGUGCUCGAGCACAAAAUCCCACAUUUGUACUUUUAGUCCCGCCCGAAUCUGCCAUGGCAGUAAUUUUUUACAUGGCAGAAGAGUAACAAUUCCAGCCAGAAUAACCUACUCUAAGGUCCUCUGAUAAUACUAGUGCCGUUUGAAUUGGCAUCCCUGUGUUUUAAGAGAAAUGUCUGAGUUUGACAGGUGUUGCUUGCUGUUUGCGCAAGAAAACUGAUUCAGUAAAUUUAACUGCGCAUAAGCUAUAUAUACGAAUGUCCUACAAGUAGCCUAUCAACUUUCAGUGAAUGCUUUUGUUGAUAUGUUUUCUGCAUAUGAAUUGAAUAUUGCCAAAUGCAUCAGUAAAAAAUAUUGAGCCUAUUUAAUGCAACCCUUGCUGUUAAUAGAUCGCAAAGCAACAUACAACCAAACUAAACUUUUGGAAAUUAUAAGUAAACUUUGUCAUCCAUAGCCUUAAAACGCAUCUCAAGUGCAAUUGCACAGUUUUUAGCUCAAAUCUAAAGGCUGGGGGGCAUUUAGGAUGUACUGCGGAUUGCUCAAAUAUCCUAAUGAUUAUGAUCACACUUCCUCAAUUAAAAUAUUAUGGCGACACUAUACCAAAGAUGGUUUGCUAUGGUUUAAAAACUUGGGAACCAAGCUUGAGUUAUCAGUGUGGCCCUAUCACCUGGACAUGUGGCAAUACUGUAUCUUCACACCUAGAAUAAGAACCUCCAGGCUUCCGUCAUAACUGUCUAUUUGUUUUAAAAAAUAAAUACAGGGGCAGUUUGGAAAAAAUGUAUCCCGUCCGACUCGUCCUCUGGAAUAACGGACAUUCUUGAGUAAUAAUUGCAUAACCAACGUUCUCUAGUAAUACUAGUCCCAUGUGAAUAGGUCUUUGGUCACGUGCAUGCAAUGCAUACAUGUGUCACGUAAAGAGAGCAAGGGUUGAGGGAAUAGGAAAUGUUUUUCCUAAACAAAUGAGUGAUAUCAGUAACAGAACUUUUCAGUCAGAAAUGGCUGUAAUUAUGUUGCAGCUUCAGCAACACGGACAGCGAUUAACACUGAUGUUCUGUGGUGGUCGCUGCAGCUGGGAGGAGAGCGAGACAACGGGUGCUAGUCACACAGUCACUCGCUGUCUCUUUUUUAACACAGGUCUGAGCACAAUCAAAUCAAUUGCUGGUCAGACUCCCUCUAUUCAUUUGUGUGUCUUAAUUAUUUAAUCAAACAGUGUGCUUAAAGCAUCAGACAAGCUCAGUGAAUAUAGUUGAUUUGAUUAAAACGCAUAGGAUGUGUCAAUAUAUUUCGACCAAUCGAUUGGUGUGUCUCUCGCUCUCUCUGUCCCUUUCUGUCUGCCUCGGUCUGUCCCUCUCCCUCGGUCUCACUGUUUGUCUGUCUGUGUCUGUCUGCCUCUGUCCAUCUGACCAAUUGAUUUGUGUGUCUCUGUCCCUUUCUUUCUGUCUGCCUCGGUCUGUCCCUCUGUCUCCCUGUCUGUCUGUCUCUGUCCCUCUUUGUCUGUUUGUCCCUCUGUCUGUCUCUCUGUCUGUUUCGCUGUAUCUCGGUCUCCCUCUUGUGUCUGCCUCUGUCUCUCUCUCUCGCUGUCUGUCUGCCUCGGUCUGUCUCUUUCGGUCUCUCUGUCUGUCUCUAUCUCGGUUUGUCUGUCUCUUUCUGUCUGUCUCAGUCCUUCUGCCCUCUCGCUCUCUCUGUCUCGCUCGCUUUCUUCAUGUCUCUGUCUGUCUGCCUCUGUCCGUCUCCCUCAUCUGUGUGUGUGUGUCUUUAUCUGUCUCGCUCUCGCUGUAUGUCUGCCUCUGUCUGUCAAUCGCGGUCUUUUGCUCUCUCUGGCUGUCUCUGUCUCUCUUUCGCUCUCUCUCUGUCUGUUUCUCUGUCUCUUUACCAAAUAGAUAUCUCAUCACGUUUGAAAUAUUGAUUGCAAGUUUCAGACGACUGCAUGAAAUGUUACCUAUGACAUCCCAUAACCCCCCUCUCACUAUGUUAGGCGCCUGCCCUGUCACGUCAGUGAUGUAUUCAAAUUCUGCUGGACCCUGUUUGUGUACACUAAAGGUAAGCUAGGAAAUGUAAUCGGUUCUCUUUUAACAUGUUUUAACCAAUGUGGGAAAUUCUGUUUUAAUUUAACCCAAUGCCUUCAGUCCCACCUAUUAGUGACAUAAUCUACUCCCUGAUCAUAGGAAAUUUCCGUAUGAUUGGCGAUGACUUGGUGAACUCAUACCACCUCCUGCUCUGCUGCUUGGACUUGGUGUUUGGAAAUGCCCUGCUGUGCUCCAACAGGAAAGACCUUGUCAACCCACUUUUCAAAGGUAGCAUGUUAUGAUUGACGUAAAAGUAAUUUACAACCAAUAACAAAACACAGCUACUUUAUAAAAGGUAAUCAAUAAAAUGAAACAAGCUGAUGGCACUCAUUUGACUUCAACUCAUUCAAACUUGAAUUAUGAACAAAUAGCAUUAUAGUUUUGAAUAUGAGAGAAAUGGAGAAAGGGGCAGAUUAAUCAGGAGCAACAUGACAUACUGAAGAGUGGAGACAAACCAAGGCUUCCUUUGUCCUCAGGCUUGCCCAGCAUCUUCAGGUUGGAAAACAACACCCCGGAGGAGCCGCCAUGUGUCAUCGACCGGCUGUGUGAGCUACACGACGGCUUGGUGGUGGAGGCCAAGGGCAUCAAGGAGCACUACUUCAAGCCCUACAUUAAAAGGCUCUUUGAGCGGCAGGUGAGACCCCUCAUUAAAACAAUGACGACCUGCCGUCUGGUGGAGGACUGUGGUGGGUUAAAGCGACCGUGCCACACACACACACAAAAGCUCAAUAAUGUACACAUUCCAUAAUCCAACCACACACCCUUACGCAUAAAAUGUUCACUCAAACACACACAGCCACAUGCCCCCCAGCCAAGGUUAUUUCUAGUCUUCUGUCAGUCAUUCUGUGGAAGGAUUCCCUCAUUCACAGCACAUGAAUACUGAUGCCGACAUAAUUAAUUUUGAAUAUAGUAAAUCCUGUGGGAGAUAGUAAUUGGAUCCUUUUUGUCUGAACUAGAAUAAAGAGAUCCUUGAAAAGAUGGGAAAACUGCAUCAGUCCCUUUUGAUCCCUGCGACGGAACUGUUGAGCCUCCCCAGGGCCCAGUGUGUCGAUUCAUUCAUUAUCUUCUCCUCCAGAUUCUUAAAGGGAACGAGGAUCUGCUGACAGAUCUACUGGAUCCACCAAACUUCAUAGAUAACAAGUGAGUUUAUUGGAUCCUAAUCUGUCAUUUUUAGAGGUGCCUAGAAUGUUAUCACACUCGGUCACGUUUGAAACGUCUUCUUGUGUUUUUAACGUUGCUUGCUUAUGGUCUGAUAUCGUGUGUUCGCCACCCAGUAAAGCGAUAAACCGGGAGUAUGAGGAAUACGUGCUGACUGUGGGGGACUUUGACGAGAGGGUGUUCCUGGGGGCGGACGCCGACGAGGAGAUCGGGACGCCCAGGAAGGCUGCACCAGAGCUCCGGACCUGCCAGCUGUCAGCCCGCAUGCAGGUGGAGAGCAACCUGCAACAGCACUUUGAGAAGGUAGAUGGCUGAAUCCAGUUACAUUCUUAAAACUGAAAAUCAACAGGGAUGAUGCACAUUUAUCUCACUAUCUCUGCAAACUAACUGAACAGAGGUGUUUUUUCCUGAUUAUUUAUCAAAUAUAGAUUUUUCAAAUUAUAUUGCCACAUACCGCUUAAAAUGUUUUGCUCAUUGUCUUGUCUGUGUUGGCCACAUCUUUGCUAAUGUCAUCUCGCUAAAUAAUCAUUGCGUGAAUAAAAUGUGAAAAAGAGUGAUUCCACUCUCAGGGUGUUUACCAUCCCAUUUCAAUCGCUAAUCAAAAUCCCCUCUGACUUUAAGGCGCUUAAACAGAGAUCAUUUGAGAGAUCAAAUAAAACCUUGUUCUGUCGUGUGUGUGUGUGCAGAAGCGCACCCUGGCCCCCUCCACUCCUCUGACGGGCAGACGUUACCUGAAGGAGAAGGAGCUGCUGGUAACCCCUGUGUCCUCGGCCACGCAAAGCGUCAGCCGACUCCAGAGCAUGGUCUCAGGCCUGCGUAGCGCCCCCAGCGAGGCCCUGAUGCAGAUAUUCCAGUAAGCUCACAUCCACUGCCUCAAAUGUCCAUUAGAGUGUAUAGGGCCAUUUUCAUGAAUGGAGAAUCUCAAUUGAAAGUGUGUUUUAGUCCAGGACUGGGUUUAUAACCAUGGUCUGGGAAACCAUCCCUACAUGUUAAAUAGUUUGUGUAAGCUAGGCAUGUUCAUCUGGUUUGGGUCAAUUGCAUUACAAUUCAGUCAAUUCAGGAAGUAAACAGAAAUUCCAAUUCCAAUUUUCCCAUUGAAAUAUAAUUUCCCCCAACCGUGAUUGGUUGAUCAAUCAAGUCCCAGGGAGAAGAGAAACAUAGAGGCCACUACGACUUGAAUUGGAAGGUAUGUGGUGUUUAACUGUUUUGGCCCUGUGACUUGUUCACAUGUAGGUCAUGUUCGCGGGACCCCACCGAAGCCAUUCUGAGCAGAGUGAAAACCCUGGGACAGACGUUCAAGCAACAUUACACAAAGGACUCAGAGGAGCUGCCUGGAUCACACAUGGGUGAGAUACCAGACACCAAUACAGAUGGAAUACAUUGAGCAUGCAGAAAUAGGAAUGAAAUACGCUUGGAGAAGGGGUACAUCACAAAUGUCAAAAAGUGGACUUAGUACGCAACUGCUCCAACACUCUUUUGCAAUUUACCGUAAACAGUGUUCUGUCAAAAACAUGCCUCCAAAAAUGACGAGGUGUUUCCAGUUGUUUACAUUAAAUCUAUUGUGUGUAUUCCGCUUUCCAUGCAUAUUACUUCUACUGUUGAACAGACAAAAAGCAGACACAAGACCACAGUAUGAAAAUGUAUGCAUUCACUAACUGUAAGUCGCUCUGGAUAAGAGCGUCUGCUAAAUGACUAAAAUGUAAAUGUAAAUGUAUUUCGUUAAAAUAAUGGGUAAUUGAAAGCUUGUAUGUUCUUCCUAAUGCCAUUUAUUGGCCCCCUUUGUUCAGAUUUUGCUGAGAACAGGAUGAAGCUGGCUGAAAUCCUCUAUUACAAGAUCCUCGAGAACGUCAUGGCCCAGGAGACAAGGAGGCUACACGGCAAAGACAUGGCUGUAAGUUACACUGGGUCGUGUUCAUUAGGUAUACACUGUAGAUAAAAUGAAAACUGAAAGUGUUUCUUAUUGGACAAGUUCAGAUAGUGCCUCUCUGUUUCACACCGUUAUCUUCUGUUUCGUGCUAUGGCACGCAUACAUAUGGUAACUAACGCCUACAGAUAUGAAGAAUAGCUAAGGUGUGAUUAGCAUAAAAUAAGGUAUGACGGUGCAUCAGACUGUUGUACGUUCAAUGUGCUACUGAUUGAACAUUGUAGGUGCUGCUGGAGCAGGACAUAUUCCACUGCUCUCUGAUGGCCUGCUGUCUGGAGGUGGUUCUCUUUGCCUACAGCUCCCAGCGCACCUUCCCCUGGAUCAUCAGCGUCUUCAAACUACGACCGUUCUACUUCUUCAAGGUAAGUGGCUAGCUGCACUCGCACGCAAACGCUCAACCACUCACAGUAGAUUGAAAUGGUCUUGUCAACCCCUACCCACACACACGUAUGUAUUGAAGCAAUAUCUCUAACCAAUAACGCAAUGACACACACGCCAUAAUCCAACCAUACACACAUUCACAUGAAAUGUCUACCGGUACACACACACACACAAUCUGACGUCGACCUACGCUGAAUAUGUGUACAUGCAGGUGAUUGAGGUGUUCAUCCGCUCGGAAGAGGGUCUGUCCCGGGACAUGGUGAAGCACCUGAACUCCAUCGAAGAGCAGGUGCUAGAGUGCCAGGCCUGGACAGCAGACUCUGUGCUGUGGGAGGCCUUGGAGCAGGCUCACAACAAGGUCCCCACCGUGGAGGAGGUGAGCAGCCAGAAACACUACAACAACAAUGCACAGCCCAUUGGGGAUCUACUGUACAUCAGAAAAUGUUUUUUACUGUUGUGUUAUCGUGGUGAAUAAGUUAUAAUAUAAGCUGCAGUCAUUUAACUUUGGAAUGUGUUGAGCUAGAGCCUGCCUCAGUCUUUAACUGACAAAGUAUUUUUAUGCUGUUAACUGUGCCUAGUGCAUUUUGAUUAGGCACUUUAAACCCAACAAAUCACAACAAUGCAAGCCAUAUAAUAGUAAAAGUACACGAUCCUAGCUAACAUGGACCAAAGGGAAUUCCCAUAAGGAUAGGGGUCACAGUUAACAGACUUGAUAUAUUUGUAAAUGGUUAACUAUUCCUAACUGAUCUUCCUCCUCUCUAUCGUAUCCAGGUGAACUUCCCCAGUAGUUUUGACACGGGGAGCAACAGCAGUGCUGGUCCCUCCCACCUUCCCCUGGUGGCCCUCUCCCCCAUCAUCCACCCCCGCAUCCGAGAGUUUAGAACGGGCCUGAGCAGCGCACGCAAAGGUAGGCCAUCUUGGUGUCAGAGGCUCUAUCUCAAUUAGGCUAUCCACGAUUCCUCGCAUUGAAUCUCCUCGCCACCUCAACCGUAUUGGAGGAGAAGGUACAUGGACCUUCUUCUCAAAUCUGCUUCAGAACGAGGCAGGUAGAGAGGAUGCGAGGAAUUGAGAAAAGAUGAAUUGAGAAAGAGCCAGUAUGUCAGCAUUUCUUAUUUUUUCCCUUUUGUGUAUGUCAGUAUUGUAUGCCACAGUGUGUGUCCUCAAUCAGCCACUAGAGGGAGAUUGUAUCAAUCUUUGUGUUCACAUGGAGUGGUGUGACUUUAAUGUCCCUUUUGAUUACAGUAGAUUAUACAUCCAUACUGUCCUCAAAAUAACAUGAAAGCUCUCUCUCUUGAAAUAACGGCAUAUCAUUUUCGACUCUCAGGCUUAUGCUAAGUUCCCCAGGAUAAUGAAUGCUCUUUCAAGUCUAACAAACUGAACCUCUGUCCUUUUCCCAGACAUUCCUCCGUCGCCCUUAUCCGUCCACGACCGUUACAGCUCCCCGGCGGCAGGCAGUGCCAAGCGGCGUCUGUUUGGGGAUGACAGCAGCAGCCAGGCCCAGCAGUCCCUUGCCAAGAGGCUCACGUUCACGCCUGGGGGGACGCUGAAGAUCGAGACCCCCACCAUACUCAAUAUGACCACAGCCAAUGGCCAGCAGCUCAGCAUCCCACUGCAAGGUACAGCCGCCGCGAUAACACUUAUCGCACACUGUGUUAUUUAGACACAUUUUUGGUCAGUUAAAUUAAGGAUGUACACUACCGGUCAAAAGUUUUAUAACACCUACUCAUUCAAGGGUUUGUCUUUAUUUUUACAAUUUUCUACAUUGUAGAAUAAUAGUGAAGACAUCAAAACACAUAUGUAAUCAUGUAGUAACCAAAAAAGUGUUAAACAAAUCAAAAUAUAUAUUUUAUAUUUGAGAUUCUUCAAAUAGCCACCCUUUGCCUUGAUGACAGCUUUGCACACUCUUGGCAUUCUCUCAACCAGCUUCAUGAGGUAGUCACAUGGAAUACAUUUCAAUUAACAGGUGUGCCUUGUUAAAAGUUAAUUUGUGGAAUUUCUUUCCCCCUUAAUGCGUUUGAGCUAAUCAGUUGUGUUGUGACAAGGUAAGGGUGGUAUACAGAAGAUAGCCCUAUUUGGUAAAAGACCAAGUCCAUAUUAUGGCAAGAAUAGCUCAAAUAAGCAAAGAGAAACGACAGUCCAUCAUUACUUUAAGACAUGAAGGUCAGUCAAUCCGGAAAAUGUCAAGAACUUUGAAAGUUUCUUCAAGUGCAGUCGCAAAAACCAUCAAGUGCUAUGAUGAAACUGGCUCUCAUGAGGACCACCACAGGAAUGGAAGACCCAGAGUUACCUCUGCUGCAGAGGAGAAGUUCAUUAAAGUUACCAGCCUCAGAAAUUGCAGCCAAAAAUAAAUGCUUCUCAGAGUUCAAGUAACAGACACAUCUCAACAUCAACUGUUCAGAGGGGACUGUGUGAAUCAGGCCUUCAUGGUCGAAUUGCUGCAAUGAAACCACUACUAAAGGACACCAAUAAGAAGAAGAGACUUACUUGGGCCAAGAAACACGAGCAAUGGACAUUAGACCGGUGGAAAUGUGUCCUUUGGUCUGGAGUCCAAAUUUGAGAUUUUUGGUUUCCAACCGCUGUGUCUUUGAGACGCGGUGUGGGUGAACGGAUGAUCUCCGCGUGUGUAUUUCCCACCGUAAAACAUGGAAGAGGAUGUGGGGGUGCUUUGCUGGUGACACAGUCUGUGAUUUAUUUAGAAUUCAAGGCACACUUAACCAGCAUGGCUACCACAGCAUUCUGCAGCAAUACGCCAUCCCAUCUGGUUUGGGCUUAGUGGGACUAUCAUUUGUUUUUCAACAGGACAAUGUCCCAACACACAUCCAGGCUGUGUAAGGGCUAUUUGACCAAGAAAGAGAGUGAUGGAGUGCUGCAUCAGAUGACCUGGCCUCCACAAUCCCCCGACCUCAACCAAAUUGAGAUGGUUUGGGUUGAGUCGGACCGCAGAGUGAAGGAAACCAGCCAACAAGUGCUCAGCAUAUGUGGGAACUCCUUCAAGAGUGUUGGAAAAGCAUUCCAGGUGAAGCUGGUUGAGAGAAUGCCAAGAGUGUGCAAAGCUGUCAUCAAGGCAAAGGGUGGCUAUUUGAAGAAUCUCAUUUGUUUAACACUUUUUUGGUUACUACAUGAUUCCAUGUGUGUUAUUUCAUAGUUUUGAUGACAAUGUAGAAAAUAGUAAAAAUAAAGAAAAACCCUUGAAUGAGUAGGUGUUCUAAAACCUUUGACCAGUAGUGUAUACGGAUAAAUCCAUUUGAAUUCAUUCACUUUUUGACAGCACCCAUUUUGAUUUUUUUUAUAAACCUUCCAUACAUAUUUGACCAUUGUAGAAGUGCUCAGAAAGUGACUUUUUGGACCUGAAUGCCAAAACAUUUAAGAGAUAAAGGUGCUCAAAGUUGACCCAUUUUGCAUACCCCACAAUACCAUGAGACAUCAUCUCUUCAUAACUGGAAAAGAUAAACAGUUAAGAUUGAUAUAAUUUAAAAGCUUACAAACAGGGUUGUCAAACUAUUUUAUAACUUAUGGGGAAAAAAUUGUUUUUUAUUUAAAGAAAAUACCUUUAGCCUCAAUUAUAAAAAUAAUAAUAAUCGUUGUAGCUUAGACCAUAUUUUACAUAAUCUAAGGUAGGGAUUGGCAACAGGUGUCCCUUUCGUAGGCCCGCGGAUCAAACGUUGUCAAGAGGGGGGCCGCUAAAAUGUUUUGCUUGCAAUUUCACUUAGGGCCCCCAAAAGGCUAGGGCCGGCUCAGACUGUGGGUAUGGAUGUAGGGACGCAGACCCCUGAGCCACUGCGGCCCCUCAUGAUGAGUUCAGAUUUUUUGUGGCGCCCAUCCCUGAUCUAAGUUUUUUGUGUUGUGCCUGCCUUCGGUUGAGACACAACAUGCUCUUGAAUACAGGCAGGGUGUCAUGUUUUGGCUGAUAAAUGUACUUUCAAAUGGUACCACAAAGAGAAUGUUGAGUUGAAUGGGAAUAUCUGUUGUUUUAAAUUAUACUGUCAAUCCUCCAUAGGAAAUCUAUUGAAAUCAUAGAAAUGUAGAUUAUAGAAUAGACAUGACAAUUUAAGUUGACAUUCGACAGUGGGUGGACCGGCAGUUAUCUUUGUGGUAGUAAUAAGAAGUCAAAAAUGCAUUCAAUUUUAAAUGUCAAUGGUGUACCAGCUAGAUUGCAGUUGUCUGAAGAGAUAGAAUGAACCUAUGUGUUAAAUUUCUAUGAUAGAAAUGACACCCACCCUAUAUUCAAGAGCAUUUUGUGCCUCAACCGAUGGUAGGCAAAACACAAAAACCUCAGCUGAUGUGAAAUAGGGUCUAUGCUAUAACAUGGGGGGAAAAAUCAAUAGUUACGUAUCGGGAUAUAAUUUUUGAUGAUAUAUCGUAUCGUUUUGACUAUCACAAUAUUAUUUGCACCAAAACCCUUCAUAGCUUGUUCUCCAUCUUCUUUUUAAAUAGGGAGCCAAUUAGAUUUCAGCACUUAUUUCCAUGACUGAUCAAAACUUGUUUUUCUCAUGGCUCUCUUGUACUUCAGCAGCAGACAUGGUGAGCAAUAUGUUUGGAACAUCAAAACGAUAUAAAAUCACAGAAUCUAAUUGCAAUACAUACGGAAUCGUGAAAAUCGCCACCAAAGUAUUGUGAUAAUAUCGGUCCCAGGCAAUUCCCAGCCCUAUUGCAAAUAUGGAAAACAAAUCGGCAUUUACGCAUUUUUAGAUAAUUGACAUUAAAGGUUUAAAAAUGACUAUUUAUUCAAACACAUAUUUAUUUAUUUUUUAUCUCCGGAAUGUUUUGGACUUCAGGUCUAAAAAGUCACUUUCUGACCACUUCUUCUAUGUGCAACCAAGUAUGGAAAGUUUUGUUUAAAUCAAAAGGGAUGCUGUCAAAAAGUGAUUGAAUUAACAUGGAUUUACCCAGUGGGCAAAAAGUACCCAAUUGUCAUUCUUGAGUAAAAGUAAAGAUACCUUAAUAGAAAACGACUCAAGUAAAAGUGAAAGUCAUCCAGUACAAUACUACUUGAGUAAAAGUCUAAAAGUAUUUGGUUUUAAAUUUACUUAAGUAUCAAAAGUAAAUGUAGUUGCUAAAAUAUACUUAAGUACAAAUCAUUUCAAAAUCCUUAUAUUAAGCAAACCAGAUGGUGACAUUUUCUAGUUUUUUUUAUUUACUGAAAGCCAGGGAGACACACUCCAACACUCAGACAUAAUUCAUAAAUGAAGCAUGUGUGUUUAGUGAGUCCGCCAAAUCAGAGGCAGUAGGGAUGACCAGGGAUGUUCUCUUGAUAAGCACGUGAAUUUGACCAUUUUCCUGUCCUGCUAAGCAUUCAAAAUGUACUGAGUACUUUUGGGUGUCAGGGAAAAUGUACGGAAUAAAAAGUACUGUAUUUUCUUUAAGAAUGUAGUGAAGUAAAUUGUCAAAAAUAUAAAUAGUAAAGUACAGAUGACCCAAAAAACUACUUAGGAGUACUUUGAAGUAUUUUUACUUAAGUACUUUACACCCCUGGAUUUACCCAUAUCCAUCUUGUGGCUGAUGUUUUAUUUUUUAAUUAAGGAGAAGGCCUUUAAAAAGUGAUUUAAAAACACUAGAAAGGAUACCACUACGGUUCUGGAGGAUAGUGGUGUCCCCAGAUUUAUUUUGUCCGUAUCUUGUAUAAGAAUCUCUCAUAAAUGGUCUGCGGACUUUAGCUAACAAAUUAAUGAGUAUAGAAUGUACAGUCGUGGUCAAAAGUUUAGAGAAUGACAUAAAUAUACAUUUUCACAAAGUCUGCUGCUUCAGUUUUUAUGAUGGCAGUUUGCAUAUACUCAAGAAUGUUAUGAAGAGUGAUCAGAUGAAUUGCAAUUAAUUGCAAAGUCCCUCUUUGCCAUAAAAAUGAACUUAAUCCCCCAAAAACAUUUCCACUGCAUUUCAGCCCUGCCACAAAAGGACCAGCUGACAUCAUAUCAGUGAUUCUCUUGUUAACACAGGUGAGAGUGUUGACGAGGACAAGGCUAGAGAUCACUCUGUCAUGCUGAUUGAGUUAGAAUAACAGACUGGAAGCUUUAAAGGGAGGGUAGUGCUUGAAAUCAUUGUUCUUCCUCUGUUAACCAUGGUUACCUGCAAGGAGACACGUGCCAUCAUCAUUGCUUUGCACAAAAAGGGCUUCACAGGCAAGGAUAUUGCUGCUAGUAAGAUUGCACCUAAAUCAACCAUUUAUCGGAUCAUCAAGAACUUCAAGGAGAGAGGUUCAAUUGUUGUGAAUAAGGCUUCAUGGCGCCCCAAAAAGUCAAACAAGCGCCAGGACCUUCUCCUAAAGUUGAUUCAGCUGCGGGAUCGGGGCACCACCAGUGCAGAGCUUGCUCAGGAAUGGCAGCAGGCAGGUGUGAGUGCAUCUGCACGCACAGUGUGGUCCUCUGUAGCUCAGCUGGUAGAGCACGGCGCUUGUAACGCCAAGGUAGUGGGUUCGAUCCCCGGGACACCCAUACACAAAAAAAAAAAAUUAUGCACGCAUGACUGUAAGUCGCUUUGGAUAAAAGCGUCUGCUAAAUGGCAUAUUAUAUUAUUUAUUAUAAAGACUUUUGGAGGAUGGCCUGGUGUCAAGAAGGGCAGCGAGGAAGCCACUUCUCUCCAGGAAAAACAUCAGGGGACAGACUGAUAUUCUGCAAAGUUACAGGGAUGGACUGCUGAGGACUGGGGGGUAGUCAUUUUCCCUGAUGAAUCCCCUUUCUGAUUGUUUGGGGCAUCCGGAAAAAAGCUUGUCCGGAGAAGACAAGGUGAGUGCUACCAUCAGUCCUGUGUCAUGCCAACAGUAAAGCAUCCUGAGACCAUUCAUGUGUGGGGUUCCUUCUCAGCCAAGGGAGUGGGCUCACUCACAAUUUUGCCUAAGAACACAGCCAUGAAUAAAGAAUGGUACCAACACAUCCUCCGAGAGUAACUUCUCCCAACCAUCCAAGAACAGUUUGGUGACGACCAAUGCCUUUUCCAGCACGAUGGAGCACCUUGCCAUAAGGCAAAAAGUAUAACUAAGUGGCUCAGGGGAACAAAACAUCAACAUUUUGGGUCCAUGGCCAGGAAACUCCCCAGACCUUAAUCCCAUUUGAGAACUUGUGGUCGAUCCUCAAGAGGCGGGUGGACAAACAAACAACCCACACAUUCUGACAAACUCCAAGCAUUGAUUAUGCAAGAAUGGGCUGCCAUCAGUCAGGAUGUGGCCCAGAAGUUAAUUGACAGCAUGCCAGGGCGGAUUGCAGAGGUCUUGAAAAAGAAGGGUGAACACUGCAAAUAUUGACUCUUUGCAUAAACUUAAUGUAAUUGUAAAUAAAAGCCUUUGACACUUAUGUAAUGCUUGUAAUUAUACUUCAGUAUACCAUAUUAACAUCUGGCAAAAAUAUCUAAAAACACUGAAGCAGCAAACUUUGUGAAGACCAAUACUUGUGUCAUUCUCAACUUUUGACCACGACUGUAUGAAGUUAUUCCAGAAGAAUGAAUAGCGACUAAAAAUCAUGGUCCAUUUGGUACCAUCACAUACGAGUUACCUGAAUUUUCAGUAAUCUAUGGUAACUUUGGACAUUUAUAGUUGAAUAACUUGUUUUUAAUUAUUCCUGCAUAGUAUUCGUUUUUUUAUGUGUCCAUGAAUUUCUAGUGGAUAGACCAUAUGGUUCAACAGAAAAUUGCCUAAUUAAUGAAAAAAAGCAUCUACUCAACAAUGGCAUUAUUUUCAAUUAACUCUGCAACUCUUCCAACUAUUGAGUUUUUUCACAACUGCUACCAAUUUGUCACCAAAACAUUUACAACAGACAUUGACAAGGUAAAAUAAAUAAAAGUUGUAAAAAUUAAAAAAAUAUUUCAUGCUGACAUCCUCAUUCACUAAGUUGAUGGUUUAUAUUUAGGAGGCCACACAGGGCCACACAGAGGGUCAGAGAUAAUUAGUCCCCUGUGAUAAUCUGAAGUACCCAAAAAGGCCACUAGAUGUAAUCUUAUAAAAUUCAUUAAAAAAACUUGAAAGCUACCAAAAUUCUGGUAGUUUACUGGUAAACUCAGAAAGUUUCCAGUAAUAUACCCUCCCUUUGCAACCCUACACGGAACAUACUUUUGGUCAUUUUAUUGAUAUGAAAUUGCGCAACGCCUCCACAAGCCAAUCGUCCCCGCCUGUUCUGAGUACAAUGUGCCUGUGUGACCCCCAGGUAUAAAGAAUGAUCUGGGAGGCAUCACACUGAUCCAGGUGCAGACCGGAGGGGAGCCCGGCAGCCCCAUUACAGCCCAGGUCCUCCUGACAGCCUCACCCAGCCCGGCACCCCAGGCCCAGCCAGACCCCCAACAGAGCCGGCCCCGACGCACAGGCUCCUUGGCCCUCUUCUUCAGGAAGGUGAAACAGAGGGCACACACAGGCUGCGUCACAAAUGGCACCCUAUUCUCUGUAUCAGUGGUUCGCAAAUCUGUCCUCGGGUACCCCCAGCCGUUCCACGUAUCUAUUCCAGAGCUAGCAAACCUGAUUGUAAACUAAUCAUCAAGCCCUUGACUAGUGAGUCAGGUGAGCUAGUUCAGGGCAACAACAAAAUUUGUGAAACGUAUAGGGGUCCCAGAGAGGUUUGAGAACCAUGUCCGAUAUGGUGCACUACUUUUGACCAGAGCCUUGUGGGCCCUGGUCAAAAGUAGUGCACUAUAUAGGGAAUAGGGUGCCAUUUGGGAUGCAUACGAAGUCAGAACAGCACACAGUCAUUAUCUACAGGGGGGCUUUAUUUUUUUCUUCACAUGCCACACAAAUAAUGAAUAAUGGUGUAAGUAGUACUAGCUGUUACAAAUAACUCAAAUGUUUCACUCUUGGAGAUGUUUCCUUGGUGCAUUGAAAAUCUUCAGCCAGCUGAGACACAUUAUCUCCCUCUCUCGCCCUCUCUGUAGGUGUACCACCUGGCCAGUGUGCGGCUAAGAGACCUGUGCGUGAGGCUGGACAUCUCGGCAGAGCUGCGGGGGAAGAUCUGGACGUGCUUUGAGCACUCCGUCGUCCAGUGUCCGGAGCUGAUGAAGGACAGACACCUGGACCAGCUCCUCCUUUGCGCCGUCUACAUCAUCUCUAAGGUACUGAAGCACUGGUUGUUUUAGCUACUUAAGUUGAAUGCAUUGAUUUGUAAGCCUCUCGAGAGCGUCUGCUAAAUAUGCCUUUCUACGCCGCUGUGUUUCUGGAUUCACUGAAUGAGUUGAGGGAUGUUCUGUUGGUCUUGAACAGAGGGAUUGACACAGGUGAUAAUGACUUGAUUAGAAUCCGUUAGUCAAUUAUUUCUGUCAUACAGGGUACUUAAUAUGAUACUUUCUUGUUUUAAUUUUUUCUCAUGUGGACAAUAACCUUGAAUAAAAUGUUUCGUUAUUUUAUACUCUUUCAUUAAUCUUUCUUUUUUUCAAUUUCUAAGAAAAUUGUUAGACUUACAUUCCCUAUUAAAACACAGAAUACCCUUUAUAUUCAAAUUUGACAAAUGUAUUCCCUUGUUUCUUAAUAUAAAAUGUCCUCUACUUUUCUGCACCAUCAAGAAAUCUGACUGAAAACAUUUGUAAUGCGUUCUUUUGGAUUCAUUAUUUUAUUGAAGAACUGCAGGUGUUUCUGUGGACUUAAGGAACUACUGUAUACAGUUGAUUUAGUUGGUUCUGGAUACAAUACUACUGCCUCCUAGUAGUACUGCCUCUUUAUGGAACCCUUGCUGAUCCAAGGUAGAGGUCAUCUUUUGGGCAAAGGUUGGUCUAGCAGUCACAGCCAAUGCCGACAGCACAUAUGUCUGUUCUCGAAUCUCAGCCCCACUGCUCUUCCUCUCUGUUCUGGCUGUCUGUUGAAUCAAAAAUACAAGAGUGAUCAUUUCCAGACAGGCCCAGGUCCCUUGGUGCAUCCCACCACGGAUCACUUGACGUAGCCGGCUAGGUCAGUGCCCUUGAGCCGGUACUUGGUGGAGUCCUAGACCCCCCUGGUCUGGAGCUUGGCACAGAUCUUGCUGUGUUUCUCUAGUCUGUAAUAACUAUACCCGGGAGGAAUCUUCUAGAUUGUCUUGUUAAAACUGGUGUUCUAUGUUCCCUAGUCACCAGAAUGUUGAAACGGAAUGUUUGGAAUGUAUUGAUUAGUUGUGACAUCAUGGCUGGCUCAGACAUGGCAUUCUAAUUCUAUGGGCUCACAUGCUUAUGUAGUUGUGAUGUCAUUAUGGACAAACACUGCCCAAAAUGGUAAAUAUUGUGACCUACCUGUGUUGAACUGCUUGCCCUCAUCUCAUAUUUAAACAUAGAUGCAGUAAAGGAGUCAAUGGAUUGGUGCACAUUUAACAAAUCUGAUCUAACAGAGUGGAUAUCCGUCAGGAUUUAUGUAUUGUAACAGGCCUAUACCAUGUGGUUACUUAAGUCCGAUUUUGAUAUAUUUGGCUGUUUUCACUGCAUAACAUUUAGAAGUUGUCCCUUUUCAGUUUUAGAAGUGACUGCUAAAUGCUAACUCCCAUUCUUAUAAGCUGGUUAGCAUAGCUAGCAUACUGGUAGUCAGCCGUUUUUUAACUGUAAUGCAGUUGAUUGGUAACGAUGACAUGAACGUGUUGGGGUUGACAUCCAUACAAAGCAUUAUACUGCGAUUUUUACCUCAACAUAGUGUGAAAUACACAAUAACCUAAAUGCAGGCAGAUUUUGCUGUGGGGGGGCAAUGAGGAGACUCUCCAUCUUGCUCCUGUGGCCCUUUCCCCCACGCGUUUCCAUGGCAAUUUCAUUGUUAUGGUCGAGUUCGAUUGACCUCUACCGCAUCUGUGGCACAUUUCCUUGAGGGGAAACUGUAAUAUGACAAUUGACUCAAUAAUACAGUGUGUGUGUGUCCGUCCUACUGCAAUAACUGACGUACUCCGGAUGGCCCAUAUCAUAAUCAUCACCUUAUCUUACUGACUCAAUGUGACCUUCAGCAGAAUUGACUCAUUUUCACUGUAGAAUAUUGUUCUGACUGCAUAGGCAUAUAAGUCCUCCCAAUAUUCCAGAGGGCUAUUUUGUCGUCCCCCCCCCCCCCAAUAAUAUUCAAUCCAUUGAAUGCGCCGCUUGGUUCAUAGAACCGAUAUCCGCUAUUGACAUUUGUGACAAACAGAGCGUUUCUUUAUUUUUGUUUUUACAAAUUUGCCUCUAACUUUUGAACAGUUGUGGCUAUCAGCUAUUAUGAUCCCAUUCCUGAAAGCUAAGACUCUCAGGAACACGUGUCUUAUGUUUCCCUCUACCACACCCACAAGCCGCGCAGGACACAAUCUCAUUUGAAAGCAAUGCAGAUCUUCUUUUCUACACACAUCCACACACUUACUACCAGAUGAUCCCAAUACCUUUCUGAUGAAUUUCAGUCACUACAAACAAUAAAUCCUUCCAAUUGAAAUGUGGCCUACCUGAUUUGACAUGUCUUUGUGUUAUGUUGUGCAUUAAUUGAGGUAAUGGCAGUAAGGCAAAAUUCAAAAUUCAGAAGUUUCAUCAACAUUUUUUUACACAUUUGUUUCUGAUAGCCCCAGGUGUCCUAAAAUAGAUAAUCAAAUAGUAAUGACAUGGACCAUCAAGCUAUCUUAAAACAAUUAUGUGUUAGGGUAGUAGAUAUAGAGAGAACGCAUUGAUACUUUUUUUGGGGGGGGGGAAUAAAACGCAAUUGUCACAUUGUUUUAACCCAAGCUGUACCCAGAGGAAGAAGGCCAUGUUUUGCCAGCCCCUGGCACUAACACGUUUAAGUAACGCUGUCAUAAAGCAUUUCAGCAUACAUUUAUUUUCUCAUUUUCUGAGUGAUUGUUGCUUGAAUUCCUAUUAAUAGUAUACAUAUGAAUGUUGUUGUAGAUUACGAAAGAAGGCCACACGUUCCAGGACAUCAUGAAAUGUUACCGCAGUCAACCACAAGCCAGCAGUCAUGUAAGUAACCCACAUGCCAGAUUUUUCUGAACACUUCAGUACUUUAUUUCAAGAUCUUCUCCAAAACACUUCUGCAGAGAGAGGUGCCUUUUUGUGGUGUAUAGUCAGAAAACUGAUUUUAAUAUAAACCACUAAUAUUGUAUUACAUAUAGAAUUUGUGCCUGUCGUAUAGCAUAAAAUAAUUUUUGCGUGAUGUGUUCCUUAUGGAUCUUGUGUGUACCCACUCCACAGGUCUACCGCAGUGUCCUCAUCCGGCCCAGCAGCACUAGAGAACAGCCCUCAGACGAGAACAUGGAAGUGGACCCCACCUCUGGUGGAAAAUGUAAGACAGCUCGCCCCCAAAUUGCCUUUCUAUCUGCUGGAGUAUAGCCAGGUGGUUCGGAUAGUUACUUUCGGACCACUAAAAGAUACCUCAUACCUGAGCUGAGAGAGACUCUGGAACUGAAUCCCACUGAAUGUCACCUGAAUGAAUGUCCAGCUGUUAGAAAAUGUAGUUUUCAUAUUCUUUUUUUAUUGUAUAAAAAAAAUGGUUAUUGAUACGGUAGGCAGACUCUUUGGUGAUAUGAGUAUCCGUUAUUGAACAAUGCACCCACCAGUCUUAAUUUCAGCUGCUGAGAAAGCCGACCAGAGCAGCAGAGAGGAGGCCCCUGUCCAAGGCGAGGAGCGCGGCGACCUCAUCCAGUUCUACAACUCUGUCUAUGUGCUGAAGAUAAAGGGCUUUGCCCUCCGAUACGCCGCCCCCAGCAUGGACAACAGGGUAUGGUAUGAGGUCUGAUACCAAAAGGCUCGGAGACCGUUUCUAUCUACAAGCAAUCUGAACUGGUCUGACCACCUGCACUGACUCUCCGCACCUUAGCACACAUGCACUCACUCACCGCACAGACACACACAUCCACACACAUAUACAUUCAUGCUACACACAAAUCACAACUGCUGCUACCAGACUCUUAUUUACUAUUGUUAAUACUGCACAAUUGAAACAGUUGCCCCCUAAUUCCCCCUGCCCUGAUACAUGUGUAAAUAUUGUACUAUAAAUUGUGCCUUCCUAUAUUCUACUGUGCCAUUUACUUUCUGUUCGUAUUAUCUUUUAUUAUUUCGUAUUGUUGCAUUGUUGAAGGAACCUGCAAGUUAGCAUUUUGUUGGACGGUGUAUACCAUGUGUAUCCUGUACAUAUGACUAAUACAACUUUAACCAUGGACAGAACUUCUGUCCUGACACCAGUCUACACUUUCGGUCUCUAUAAUACAUUAGUAGUGUAUUUGUUGUUAGUUGUAGUUAUCUGUCAAAGCAGUCAGAGGUUUGAGGUUUGUAAGCUAGUUGUCUGUAGUUAAUUGUUUGUUCCCUCUUGUCUUCCAGAUGGAGGCCCCUCCUCUGUCUCCGUUCCCCUCGAUGAGAGCCCAGCCGCUGUCCCCCCGCCGCAUCUCCCAGAGACACUCGAUCUACGUGUCCCCACACAAGAAUGGCUCCUGUCUCACCCCCAAUUCUGCCUACACCUACAAGAUCAACGGCAGCCCCUCCAAAGUAUGUUCCCACCCUUAUGCAUUUGUGUGUGUUUGUAUUAUAAAGUGGCUGUACAGAAGUUUAGUUGCUAAUUGUUACCUCAAAUUGUGUUGUCUGUAUGGUUCAUAUACACAUACUUUAACAUAAAUACAUGUAUUAACUCGUGAAUCAACAUAAUCCAUACUUUGCACAUGUGUGGGGAGGUGUGGUCCUUUCUUUCCAAUUAGGUAAUUUAUGGACAAUAUUACAGUCCAUUUACCUUGGUUUCUCAAACCUCUCCUCAGGGAACCCCAGGCGUUUCACAUUUUUGCUGAACUAGCACCCCUGAUUUGAAGUAGUCAAGGGCUUGAUGAUUAGUUGACAAGUUGAUCAGGUCAGGCGUGUUAGCUCUGGAAUAAUUAAAAUGCAUAUAAUAGCUGGGUGUCCGUGAGGAGAGGUUUGAGAGGCUGAUUUAGGGGACCCCUUUUGGCUCAGGAGCACUCCCAGGGGCAAAGGUUCCUUUUACUGCCUGUGUGUAUGUUCAUGUUAGCUCACCCCUCCUUCCCCAGGAGCUGACUGACAUCAACAGGAUGAUCCGCCAGGGCGGGGUGAGCAGGAAAAGGGCCUUUUCCAUGGAGGGCGACUACUUGGGCGAGUCCCCCACCAAACGGGUGUGUCCCGAGAGCGAGGAUGUGCUGCUCAAACGGCUGCAGGAUGUGGUCAGUGAGAGAGCCCACCACUGAGAGAGCCCACCACUGAGAGAGCCC